CGAGCUGUUGGCUCCGCCCAGGCUUUGUAAAAGGUCACGUUGCGCUGCAGCACUGAUACAGGAGACCACUUCGCAUCCUCCGCGCGCACCUCACUUGCUCUCUAUCAGCUCUGACAUCCCUCAGCAGCCAUCAUGACUCAUCAGUAUCCCGCACUGACCCCUGAGCAGAAGAAGGAGCUGCAGGACAUUGCUCAGAGGAUAGUCGCUCCAGGCAAAGGCAUCCUCGCAGCUGAUGAGUCCACCGGCAGCAUGGCAAAGCGUUUAAACCCCAUCGGGGUUGAGAACACAGAGGAGAACAGGCGCCGCUACCGCCAGCUGCUCUUCACAGCCGACCAGCGCAUCGACAACUGUAUUGGAGGGGUCAUCUUCUUCCAUGAAACCCUCUACCAGAACACGGAUGAUGGCGUUUCCUUCGCCAAGCUCAUCAAAGACCGCGGCAUUGUUGUUGGCAUCAAGGUGGAUAAGGGUGUUGUACCCCUCGCUGGAACAAAUGGAGAGACCACCACUCAGGGUCUGGAUGGGCUGUCUGAGCGAUGUGCUCAGUACAAGAAGGACGGCGCAGACUUCGCCAAGUGGCGUUGUGUGCUGAAGAUCAGCGAAACCACGCCAUCUGAGCUGGCCAUCUUUGAGAAUGCCAACGUGCUGGCGCGAUACGCUAGCAUCUGCCAACAGAAUGGUAUUGUUCCAAUUGUGGAGCCUGAGAUCCUUCCUGACGGAGACCAUGACCUGAAGCGUUGCCAGUAUGUCACUGAGAAGGUCCUAGCUGCAGUGUACAAGUCUCUGUCAGACCACCACGUGUACCUCGAGGGGACACUGCUGAAGCCCAACAUGGUCACAGCUGGACACUCCUGCCCAACCAAGUACACCAAUGAAGAAAUCGCCAUGGCUACUGUCACUGCUCUGCGCCGCACGGUGCCUCCUGCUGUCACAGGGGUGACGUUCUUGUCUGGAGGCCAGUCUGAAGAAGAGGCCAGCGUGAACCUUAAUGCUAUCAACAACUGCCCACUCCCCAAGCCCUGGGCCCUGACUUUCUCCUACGGCCGUGCCCUGCAGGCCUCUGCUCUUAACACCUGGAAAGGACAGCUGAGCAACGAGAAGGCUGCCACUGAGGAGUUCAUCAAGCGCGCCGAGGCUAACGGUCUGGCUGCACUCGGAAAGUACCAGUCUUCUGGAAGUGGCGGCGCCGCAGCCCAGUCCCUCUAUGUGGCUAAUCAUGCCUAUUAAACAUCAAAUGCCACAUUCAACUGUGGCCUAGUUAUAGUCUUAUAUCUGCUCUGCUAUUGCCCCCCUCACUCCUCCAUCAAUCACAGACCUGUGCUGUCUGCUUUACUUUAGAGUUCUUAAAGUUCCAUUAUUAGAUGUGUAUUUGAAAACGAUGUGAAAUCGCAGCACUAAAAGAGAACAGGCUUGGGUCUCUUUUCUUUCCCAGUUUUGGAAAAAAAAAAAAAAUUAGUUUUGAGACAAUUUGAAGUUGGGGGGAAAAAAAAGUUGGAGGUUAAUCAAAAUUAUUAGUCAGUAUUCAUUUCACAGCCCUUCUUUCAUGCUCCUGUUUCUAAAGUCAGGCCCUUACUCCCCUCACAUCAAAUCUCGAAUCGCUCCCAAGCAGGUCAGGUCAGGUCAGCUUGUGUGUCAGUGUUUCGCUUCUGUCAGAACACAACAUUGUUGAAAUGCUAUACUAACAUCUGCACUGACAGUGGGACCAACUGCUUAUUAGUGGCGUCAGUAAGUAAGGAGCGACAGGGCAAACAGUGACGAUGUUGAUCUUUUGAACAAAAGCGUGGGGUGCUCUGUUGUGCUUUCAGACAGCUGUAUCUCUAGCAGAUGUUAGCAGGCACAUUAUACUGUAAUAAGCCACUACACACCAGGGUUCUUCCUAACAUUUCUUUUUUUCUUCUUGUGCUCUUUAUCACCAUUAUUGAAUCAAAAAGGAAAAAAAAAAAAAAACAUCUUGUGUGUCUGUUCUCAGUAUAACAUUAGCUUUAAAUUACAUGCAGUAAUCAAUGUAUUGAGUUGUGUGAAGGUGUCAAUAUUAUGUGAUGCUAGUGUGUCAUCCUCCCACCUGAUUUCCCCCCUGUCUGCCCUACGGAAAGAUCAGGCUAAUUUCUAUUGACAUUCACAUUAAAUGGACCAAUGGCGUGGGGUCAGCAGCGGGGAAACAGUCACUGCUGUGUUGAAAUAUUGUGUCGUUUGUGAUAAUAUUGUUCUUGAAGCACUUGGUGUGUCAAAUAGUGGAGAAAAAUAAACUAAAACCUUAAAACAUCA
Archocentrus centrarchus (flier cichlid) is the source of this 2262-nucleotide messenger RNA. RefSeq names its product aldolase C, fructose-bisphosphate, b (gene aldocb). Lineage: Eukaryota; Metazoa; Chordata; Actinopteri; Cichliformes; Cichlidae. The record is from RefSeq and is a predicted model, not a curated record. Gene Ontology annotation, biological process: glycolytic process. The transcript has 9 exons. The coding region runs from base 133 to 1224 and encodes 363 amino acids. Gene Ontology annotation, molecular function: fructose-bisphosphate aldolase activity.